This is a messenger RNA of Asterias rubens (European starfish), 1151 nucleotides long. Its product is annotated as WD repeat-containing protein 90-like. Lineage: Eukaryota; Metazoa; Echinodermata; Asteroidea; Forcipulatida; Asteriidae. Gene Ontology annotation, molecular function: protein binding. The record is from RefSeq and is a predicted model, not a curated record. The transcript has 11 exons. Bases 18 to 1151 code for a protein of 377 amino acids. Gene Ontology annotation, cellular component: centriole.
UGCAGGGACAUGCAAGGAUGACUCAGGGCAGUCGUGAUGUCAAGUCAAGGCUAACUGAUAUCAGCAAAAUAACAAAGCCAAAGAAGCAUGGUAAGAGACAAUCCAAAAUGCAGAGUAAAAAGCUACCAGAGGUCGGUCUGGACCACGAUGUCUCUGUCUUACAAGGUGCUUUGGGCGAGGUCCACCUCUUCGCUCGGGACGAGGACGAUGUGACAAUACAUCGUCAUGACAGCCGUACAGGAAUGACAAUGUCAAGUAAGGUUGGAACGGCAAGAACAUCUGCAGCACUGCCAGACAGUAAGGAGCCCAAGUACAAGAGCUUGAAGCCAGAUCCGAUCUUGUCCCUGAGGAGAAUUAUUGGUUUUGGAGGAUGUACAACGAGAGAGGCUUUAUGGACAGCUAACGGUACUCAUAUCGUCUACCCAUGCCAUGCUGUCAUUGUCUCCAUGGAGGUCAAGUCAGGUCACCAGCGAUUCCUAAUUGGUCAUACGGACAAGGUUUCAAGUUUAAGCUUCAACCGGAACACAACACUCCUGGCCUCAGCUCAGACCGGCCAGCAGUCUGUGGUCAGAGUCUGGAAGUAUCAGAAAGGAGAGUGUCUGGCCAUGUUCAGGACACACGCCCAGUCUGUCUUCUGUCUCAGUUUCUCCAUCAAUGGAUCUGUACUGUGUGGUGUCGGCAAAGACGGCCAUGGCAAAAAUAUGGUGGUAGCCUGGGAUACAUCCAGAGUUGGGAAGGGAGGAGACAUCUCAGUCCUCGCUAAAGCCCACACAGACGUUGACAUUGUCCAGAUGAGGGUGGCGCCAUUUGAUGAAAACAAAAUGGUCUCUUGUGGUAGAGACAACGUGCGCGUCUGGAGAGUUAGAAAUAACACCCUGCGCUCAGCUCCAGUCAACAUUGGGGACUUCCACGUGGCGGAGUUCACUGAUAUCUGCUUUGAAGCUACUCAACCUGGAUUAGAACCGGCUGAUAAGUUUGUUUAUGCAUGUACGAGGUCUGGCCACAUCUUUGAGAUCGACUACAAUCGUGUGUCUGUCGUCCGCAUCAGACGGCUCUUGCCAACAGGCAAAGAGGUCAAGGAGAAGGAAUCCAUGCAGUCAGGUGCGUCAGCAGACCAUAAAUUGCUUCUCUUCAUCCAGGAAGAAAACUAA